Fomitopsis serialis is the source of this 1929-nucleotide messenger RNA. RefSeq lists its product as uncharacterized. NCBI's taxonomy places the organism in Eukaryota, Fungi, Basidiomycota, Agaricomycetes, Polyporales, Fomitopsidaceae. The transcript has 6 exons. The coding region runs from base 1 to 1929 and encodes 642 amino acids. The record is from RefSeq and is a predicted model, not a curated record.
AUGCAAGAUGUCUCCGCCGCACUAUAUCCCGUCCACCGUUUCCUGGGUUGGCAACAGACCCCCUCGCCGACCCGCCUGAGCCUCAACGCGCUGCCGGCCGACAUCCUCUUCGAAAUUACGUCCUACCUCAACACGUUGUCUGGCGUUCUCCAGCUCAGCCUCGUUUCGUCCGUCAUCUACGCGAAGACCAUCUCUGCGAUCUAUGGCGCCGUCGAGCUGCAGGGCCCCGCCCAGUGUGAGGCCACGCUGCGCAUGCUCGAGCGGUGUCCGUACGUCACGCGGCACGUCCGCAAGCUCGUCGUCCGCCCCGAGAAAGAGCUGUCGUGGAGACCCCGCCUGCAGACGAAGGAGUGGGACGUCGCGGGCGACAUCUCGCGGAUAGUCGCUUCCGCUGCCGUGCAUCUGCGCGACCUGCAUGUGUUCGAGUGGGACGGGGAGGACAUGCUGCCGGACGACCGCAUGUGGUCCGAGCUGCAGCGUAGAUGUCCGGAACUACGACAUAUCGGCACGACCUUCGGGUGUUUCUUACCUCGCCCCACCAGUCAUCUAUUUAAGUUCAGCGGCCUCGAAGGCUUUUCGCUGAUCUUCAAAGAUGGCUUCUACGCGCACCAACUGCACCUCGCCUCGCGUGAAAGCGCGCCCGUCUUCUCCCGCCUGUGGGACAUGCUCGUGCAGCGAUGUCCGUACUUGGAGUCCCUUGCGAUCGCAGGAACCUCACUCGAGUCUUCGGAUGUGGUCCCACUGUACAGAACACGCUGGCCGUGUCUGCGAAGCCUCACCGUGGGGGACAUCGCCUCGGGGGACUUUUCCCUGCAUGAUCGCUUGGGCAUCCCCUCUUUCGUCGACUUCCUCGAGCGCCAUCCUACGCUCGAAGGUCUGCACAUCCUUCCCCCCUCGGACAUCCACCACCUCGAGCUCGCGCAGCUCGAGGAUGACGCCCUCCCACAUCUGAUGGAGUUCACCGGGUCCCUCGACCAUCUCCGCGCGCUGAUCAGCCGUGGACAAGGCGCAGGCGCAGGCCCAAACGCGAACCUAAAUGCACAGGUGCUUUGGGGCGCACAGUGGGCUCAGCACGUCCCGCUGAGUGACACGCCGCUGUCGAAGACACUGAAGCGGGUGUGCCUCCCGGAGCCGAUGCAGCUGAGGGAGCUCACGCCGCUCUCCAUCUCGCGCGUGCUGAUGGACCUCACGGCGUUGACGUCGCUGACCAUCACGUUCGCGCUGCAUAGCGGGUACGACAGCAACGGUGUGUUUCGCACCAUCGUCGCGUCGUGCCCGCAACUGCUCCACCUAGACCUCACCUGCACCACCAAGCCCUCCUUCUACCUUGACUCGUUCUCCCGCUCCGUCAAGAAGCUCGUCCGCCUCCGCUCGCUCAACCUCACGAUCGUCAAGUUCCACGGCGAAGAAGCGAUGCACCUCGGCGCCGCGCGCAUCGCGCUCGCCAACCCGCGCCUCGCCCGCUUCACGAUCAACUACAUCGCCGCGCACGCGCCCGCGCUCCCGCUCCUCGAGACCGGCUCCUUCGAGCUCCUCUGCGACAUGCACGGCCUGCCCGUGAACCUGUACGUCGCCGAGUGGCGCGCGGUGCUUUCGGGCGGCGGGGGCGGGGGGCUGAUCUGGCGGAACAUGGUCAGCGCGGGGAUGCUGUUGGGCAUCGGCGUCGGGACGGGCUGGCGCAGGUCGCACAGGGGGUGGACGAGGCGGUGGGUCUGCGAGCUCCGUCAGAGUGGGCAUCCGGACGUGACCCAGAAGGGCGUGGGCGAGCUGCUUCUUGAGCGGAGCCAGGCGGGCGAGGAGGCGCGGUUGCUCGCGCUCUGCUUCGGCUUGCUGCUCCUGGCGAUGUGGGGCGUCGUCUGGCGAGCGUCAGGUUACGUGCCUACGCUGCCAUCCAUUGGACGAGAGGACAUUGGGCUUGUCGUUAUGUAG